This is a messenger RNA of Cinara cedri, 756 nucleotides long. The record is from the annotation of a GenBank genome assembly. NCBI's taxonomy places the organism in Eukaryota, Metazoa, Arthropoda, Insecta, Hemiptera, Aphididae.
AUGAUUAGGCAAGAUGAAGUUAACCAUAUUGUAUACUUCCGCUCCCUCUUCAGUCAAUUUUUGGUCGAUAUAUACGCAAAAAUUGAAACUGAAAGGUUGAAUUUUAUUAGGAAUCAUCAGAAACAGCUAAGAGCUGAGAACUAUAUUCAUCUCAAAGAUGCUGUGGGGAGGAAUGAUGUUAAUGCAACUGAUUUAGGUCAAAUGGUAGUACUUCCUUCAUCAUUUACGGGCGGACCUAGGUAUAUGCAUGAACGACGCCACCCGGGCGGUGUCACCGACAAUAAAAGGACGGCUGCCGGACAAAGGGGAUUGGUCAAUCCACUCCAGUUCCUUGAGCAGAAGGAAAAAUCUUUGUUCAAGGAUAUGAAGAUCGAGCUGGAAGCGCUCAAAGAGGUGGCCAAGAGGUCCAGGGCCGAGGGCAUCAAGGAGCGGAUCGACAGCGUAGCGUCACUCUUCUCCGCGCUGGCGAGGAAUCGCUCAGAGCAGAGGUCUGUCGCGGCGACAGCUCCGAUCGGGCCACCACCUGUCGAGGACGAGUCGGCGGUGACGGCACUCCGGCGAGAGGUCCGGGAGUCGAACGCCCAGAUAAUGAAGACUCUGGGCGAGCUUCGUUCUCAGGCCGUGGCAUCGGCAGGCUCCGGGAAUAUUCGGGAUAAGGUGAAAGGAGCUCUGGCCGAAUUCACUACUGCGACGGCAGAGGGCCCAACAUGGACCGAGGUCAUGAAGAGGAACGCCAGGCGAAAAGUCCCCGCCGAA